GAACAGCAUGCUAGCCUGUCUACUUUGUUAAGAUGUUGAAAUCAAAUGGCCUACCUUGUUUCUCAGAAUGAGAACGAGUUGUCAAUUCCUUGUAUAAUUGUGUUUUAUGGUUAUUGCACAUUUAUAAAACAGACUAGACGGCUAGUGUCACAGUAUUUGGCUAAAAUGCUGCUAGCGGUACAUGGUCCCGCAAUAACACGUGCAACAAACUGAGCAUUCAUUUUCCAGAACCAAUGUUCAUUGAUACUACCAUUUUAGUAGUGUCUGUUCUGCGCGCAAUUUGAGUAGUUAACCUUUAACUUCUCCUCUAUUACAGUAAAAUAAUGUCUCAAUGUGUUUUGGUGUGGCCGAUUUCUGUUGUACCAAACCUGAAAUGAAAAUAGUGAUUUGAAAUCGCUUGUCAGAGGAAGAAGAGAUCUCAUCUUUGUGAGUGGCAGGGGGAGGGGCUUGGGGGGAGUGUCUGUGAGAGACAAAUGGAAAGGUGCACAGAAGGAGCGAAGGAGACGAGACCAAAGAGACAACUCUCAUGAAGAAAAAAAAAAAAAAAAGAUUUUUGCCAUACAGGCAUUUGGAAUGUCGCGCUAAAACAUGCAUUUGAAUUAAUUCGAUAUAUCGCCGGCUCUAGGUUAGAGCAACCUAGAGCUCCGUCUGAAACCCUGGGAGAUAUGGUGUUUUGUUGGAGAAGCUAAGCCUUUAUGAUGACAAAUUGCCUCGGGAUAUUGAUGUUGGAAUCCAACAUGGCGGAGCCUGGACUUUGGCAUGCUGCCGGACCUCCUUGACACGUCUGUGUCCUGCUUCGUGGUGAGGAUCUGGGGCGGUUGGGAGGAACAGUUCACACUCCUCAUAGAGUGGAAGGUCAACCUGGAUGGGCUCAGAUACACAGGGCAGCAGAUCCGCUCCAGGAAUCCAAAUGAAAUUAUAUUUGGAUUGAAUGAUGGCUACUAUGCAAGUGACUUUGAUCAUAAGGACCACUCUGAAAGGAAGAAGAACAGUUUACUCCUUGUGGACCAGAGUUCAGUGAGGAACUCCUACAGUGUCUUCUCUCUGCUGAGGCUCCACACAGCACAGAGAGCCAUCAAGCAGACCCAGGUGACGGUGCAGAAGAUCGGGAAGGAGAUUGAGGAGAAGCUGAGGACGACAGCGGCCUGCAACGAGCGGAAGAAGGAGCGGGAGUGUAAGCAGCUGCGUCUCGGGAUGCUACGAGGUGAGCUGGAGAGACAGAGGAAGGUGCUGGGCCGGGAGACAGACCUGCGGCAGAAGGAGAGAGCACAGCUUCAGAAGAAAGAGGAAGCGUUCUCCACCAAACACCACAGUCUGGCGAUGGAGAGGGAGUCGUUAACAGAGCAGCAGAAAGAAUGCACUGCCAAAAGAGAGCUGUUCCUCAAGUCCAACGCUCAGCUCACCUUCCGCUGUCGUCAGCUUCUCUCUGAGCUGUCCUACAUCUACCCCAUCGACGUGGUCACCACGGCAGCUAAUCAAUCCGAUUAUGUCAUCUGUGGAGUGAAGCUGCCCAACUCUGAGGAUUUCCAAGCGAAGGAUGAUGGGAGCGUUGCGGUUGCCCUGGGUUACACGGCCCACUUGGUGCUGAUGAUCAGUUGCUUCCUGCAGAUCCCUCUCAGGUAUCCUGUCAUCCACAAAGGCUCCCGCUCCUCCAUCAAGGACACCAUCACAGACAAGCUCAGUGAGAAGGAGCGAGAAUUCCCACUUUACCCUCGAGGAGAGCGUUUUCAGUUUGAGUACGGAGUCUACCUGAUCAACAAGAACAUUGCCCAGUUGAGAUACCAGCAUGGCCUGUCCACUCCAGACCUACGCCAGACCCUGCCCAACCUCAAGAACUUCUUGGAGCACGGCCUUCUGGUCCGAUGUGACCGGCAUCAUGUCUCCAGCUCUAUCCCGGUCCCGACAGGAGGCAAGUCUCAGAUCAGUGUCUCGGCUGCGUCAGAGGUGGGAUUCCCCACCGACACCAGCUCUCCAGACCGGGGCUCACUGAGGAAGAGGGCCAGCUCUGAGGCCGACAAGCAGAAGUACAAAGCCUCUCUUCCUCCCAGCUACAACACUGCCAUGGCCAUAGACCAGCCCCAGGGGGGCCUGCCGCCACCCUCCCCUUCCCUCAAACACUUGUCCUCCUCCCUGGACGCUAGCAUCGACCUGGCCAAGACUCUGGAGGUCCAGGCACAGCAGACACCAGCCCCAGGAGAGGAGGAUGGAGACGGAGAGGUAGAGGUGGUGGAGGAGGAGCAACUGCCUUCCACCACCACAAGAGGCUCAGAUUGCCCCACUCCGGCUCGGGACAGCACCAUUGAGGAACUGGAGGAGGUGACACUCACCAGCCAGCAGAAUACCAUGAACGGCUCAGUGGUGCCAGGCUACGGGCUGGCGGGGCCCACAACCGGGCUAACAGUGACCAUGGCUUUGAACCCAGAGUUGUGCUGCUCGGUGGAGCAGGCAGAGGAGAUCAUGGGGACUGAGGCCACAGGCCUGGGACUGGGGGACGGGGCCAGGCUGGAGGACUACCCCUGCAUCCCCGUGGAGCACGCCGUGGCCGUGGAGUGUGAUGAGCAGGUGCUGGGCGAGCUGGAUGCCGCCGGCUUCGAGGAGUUCUCCCGCCGCAUCUAUGCACUAAAUGAGAACAUGUCCAGCUUCCGCCGGCCACGCAAGAACUCCUCUGAGAAGUGACAACAGGAGAGCAGGACCUGAGGGGAGGGCUGGGCUGAGGGGUGAGGGCAGAACUGGAGUCACAGGACACAUGAGUCAGGGACAUGAACUUAGUGGAGAGGAGGGGGGUCCUGUGUGUUUUGGUGUGUGUGUCACUCUCCCUCUCUCCAUGCAUCAAUAGAAAUCAAACAUAGGAGCUACGGUAUCUGGAAUGUGACCAAUUUGCACUUCUUCUCGAAAAACAUGUAUAUCAGAGGAGGCUGGUGAGAGGCGCUAUAGGAAGACAGGCUCAUUGUAAUGACUGGAAUGGAAUUCAUGGUACGGAGUCAAACACAUCCAACAUAUGGAAACCACGUUUCACGCCGUUCCAUUUUUUCCAUUGCAGCCAUUACAAUGAGCCUGUCCUCCUAUAGCUGUUCUUACCAGCCUCCUCUGAUUUCUAUAAUCCUUUGAAAUUAAAUAAAGCAAAUGUUUGUGGUUGAAACA
Molecule: messenger RNA, 3141 nt
Organism: Salmo salar (Atlantic salmon)
Lineage: Eukaryota; Metazoa; Chordata; Actinopteri; Salmoniformes; Salmonidae
Product: UV radiation resistance-associated gene protein
Biological process (GO): SNARE complex assembly
Cellular component (GO): lytic vacuole; phosphatidylinositol 3-kinase complex, class III, type II; endosome
Molecular function (GO): SNARE binding
Source: RefSeq, a predicted model, not a curated record